UGUUGCCGCUCGAUACAACGACGGAGUAUGAAUUAUUAAUGAUAAAAUACUUAACAAAUGUGAAAAACAUUCGCAUCACUGAACUCUUCACCAACAAAGUAGCAAAUCAUAUACUGUAAUUUCAUUUAACAGAUUAAGUGGAUAUUUGACCUUUAAUGACUUUUUAAACAACUGUAAUAUGAAUACGAUUUUUUUUACUGUGAUCGCCUAAUUUGAAGAUCCUGUGAUUAUAGUGAAAUAAAUAGGUGAAGGAAAAAAAACGUAUGGAACGCUAUCUUUUUAUGUGACAACGAUAUUUGAACCUUCUCGAUUAAAAGACGAUAGGCCAUUAUGGUUGUAAAUAUACCUGGUGUGAUUGGUAUUGUUGUUUUCUACAUCAUCAUUGUGAUAAUUGGUUUAUGGGCGGGAAGGAAGAACAAAAAGGGGGAUACAAAUGAUUUAUUGGUAGCUGGCAGGAGUCUUGGUAUGUUUGUGGCCACAUUAACAACUGCAGCUACUAUGGUUGGAGGGGCAUACAUCAAUGGUACAGCAGAAUCAAUUGGUAGAGAUGGACUUCUAUGGACCAUUGGACCAGUCGGAUAUAAUAUUUCAUUAGUUUUAGCUGCAAAAAUAUACGUGCCAAAAGUAAGAAAAGCAGAAUAUACAACUAUAUUUGACCCCAUACAAGAAAAAUAUGGGAAUCGGACUGGUGGACUACUAUUCAUUCCGGAAUUGUUAGGAGAUUUGUUCUGGGAAGCUGCCAUCUUCAAUGCAUUAGGAGCAACCGUUUCGAUUAUACUUGGACUUGAAAUGUCGAUUGCCAUUAUAGUUUCAGCAGUUAUAGUUAUUGUCUAUACAUUCUUUGGUGGUUUAUACUCUGUAGCUUACACAGACGUUAUACAGAUGUUCUUCAUUAUCAUAGGACUAGUAAUUGCACUACCGUUUGCCGUGACUAACCCCGCGGUUGAUUUCAGUAGAAUAAGUAAUACAUGGCUGGGGGAAGUAAAUAGUAACCAGAUUGGGAUAUAUAUUGAUACAUUCCUUUUAACACUUGGGGGAUGUCUGACGUGGCAGGCGUUUUACCAACGAAUUCUAGCAUGUAAAUCUGUAACCAUUGCUCAGAAUUCUGCGUUAUUGGGAGCUUUUAUUUCAUUUCUGAUGUCGAUACCACCUGCUGCUAUUGGUGUUAUUGGUGCUGCUACUGAUUGGAACAUGACUGCGUAUCCACAAAAUUCCACAUUAUCUUACGAAGAUUGGGCAUUUAUAUUACCGAUGGUUAUGGAAUAUUUAUGUCCAUUAACAGUCUCGGUCAUAGGAUUCGGAGCAAUCAGUGCUGCAGUUAUGUCGUCUGCAGAUUCCAUUGUCCUGGCAACAGGCUCUGUAUUCAGUAGAAAUAUUUACCAAAACUGCUUUAGACCUCAGGCAUCUGACAGAGAACUUACAUGGGUUCUUCGUUUUACUAUAGUUGUUGUGGGGACUCUUGGUGCUGUCAUUGCUAUAUCUGCCAACAGUAUUUAUGGACUGUAUAUAUUGUGCGCUGAUGCUAUGUAUGUUGUUCAGUUUCCUGUUUUAACAUGUGCAUUGUGGGUACCGUUCGCGAAUACAUAUGGAGCAAUCAGUGGACUUGUUGUAGGAACCACACUACGUGUAUUAGGAGGUGAACCAGUGUUGUCAUUUCCGGCUAUAAUUAAGUAUCCUGGGUAUAAUGAUACGUUAGGACAGAUAUUUCCCUUCAAAACCUUUGCAAUGUUGUCGUGUACAUUUUCACUUCUUUCUAUCUCAUAUUUGACAGAAUAUUUGUUCACAAAAAGAAAACUUUCAAAAAAGUUUGAUAUCUUCAACUGUUAUGGACCUACAUCGAGCCAAUGUGAAAAUGAUGGAAGCGAUAUUUCAAUGACUGUUAAAGCUGCAGAUGACGUCAAAAAUGAAACGGACAAAUUUUUGAACAAUUGAUAUUUUAACAAAGAUCUAUGA
Molecule: messenger RNA, 1953 nt
Organism: Mytilus trossulus (common blue mussel)
Lineage: Eukaryota; Metazoa; Mollusca; Bivalvia; Mytilida; Mytilidae
Product: high affinity choline transporter 1-like
Exons: 9
Coding region: 331-1932 (533 amino acids)
Biological process (GO): choline transport; acetylcholine biosynthetic process; transmembrane transport
Cellular component (GO): plasma membrane
Molecular function (GO): choline:sodium symporter activity
Source: RefSeq, a predicted model, not a curated record